AUGGGGACUCUCGAGGAGAUGCAAGCUCGCCACGGGAAAGAGAAGAAAGACCUACAAACACGGGUUAUGCAGAAGAAGAAAGGUGCAACGAAAAAGACACGGAAAGGCGUGAAUACCGAAUGCGAAGAGCUCGAACGUCAACUCAAGGAAAGACAAGAACAGGAAAGAGCCGCUCUCAACGGAGAAGCGGUACCAGAAGCUGACGACAUCCCCGACCUUGACGAAUUAGUAGAAGAGCCUGCAGCUCCUCAAUCGAACGGCGUGAACGGUCUAGUAGAAAACCUCGAGAGAACCACAAUCUCAGAAGACGGCCAACCUCGAAAACGCAACCGGGCUAAGGAACACCUGGCACGACGAGCUGCAGAAAAAGAUGCCGCAGUAGAAGAAGCGAAGAACGAAGCUGCGAAUCAACCAGAUAAGAAGACUGUGGAGAGGGCAAAGAUGCUGGUGCAGUUUAAGGAGAAAGGGCUCGUGGAGAAGGGCAUUCGUCCUGAUGGGCAUUGUCUGUUCUCUGCUGUUGCGGAUCAAUUAUCACAAGUUGGGAUUCCGCUAGGUGCAGGGUCUGAUGCGGAGUUGAAGGAGGAUCAGAGGUAUAAGCUUGUGAGGAAGGCCGCUGCCAGGUAUAUUGAGGGACAUCCUGAUGAUUUUGUGGCUUGGCUGGAUGAGCCUUUGAAUCAGUAUGUGGAAAAAAUUAGGGAUACGGCGGAGUGGGGUGGGCAUCUCGAAUUACUGGCUUUGGCAAAGACGUAUAAUGUGGAGAUAUGCGUGCUGCAGGAUGGGAUUGCUCAGACUAUUGAGCCUGAUUCGGAUGGACCCGAGGCACCAGAGAAGAUAUGGCUGGCAUACUAUCGGCAUAAUUUUGGGUUGGGAGAACAUUACAACUCACUUCGGAGGGCAACUUGA
Molecule: messenger RNA, 903 nt
Organism: Hyaloscypha bicolor E
Lineage: Eukaryota; Fungi; Ascomycota; Leotiomycetes; Helotiales; Hyaloscyphaceae
Product: OTU-domain-containing protein
Exons: 1
Coding region: 1-903 (300 amino acids)
Biological process (GO): protein deubiquitination
Molecular function (GO): cysteine-type deubiquitinase activity
Source: RefSeq, a predicted model, not a curated record